CUCCCCCCUAAAUGCCUCGGAGAAGGGCCGCACUGCACACGGCGCCUUCCAGUUCUUGUUCUAGCUAGCUCUCGCCCCAAGAACCGCGAUGCCGCCGCCGCCGUCCUCCUCCUCCCUCCGCGACCUGCUCGCGCGGGAGCGCUCCGAGCUUCCCGAGCCCGCCGCGCCGUGCCGCACGGUGUCGAGCAGGCAAAUGCCGGGGUCGCCGCCUCCCCGCGGCGCCGACGACGCGGUGGGCACGGUGGUCUCGAUGCUAUCCGGCUACGCGGGGCGGUUCUCCAAGGACGCGGAGUUCCGGCGGGCGCUCCGGGAGAAGUGCGCCGCGUGCCUCGCGCCCGCGGCGGGGGAGCACGCCGUGCUGCUGGCCGACCUCGAGCUGGCCAUCGAGAGCAUCGAGCGCCUCGCCGACGCCGCCCCGUCCCCGCGGGACUCCAAGAUCCGCUCGCUGCGCAACUCCAUCCGCCUCCUCGGCAUCGUCGCCGCGCUCCACGCGCCGCCGCACCCCGCCGCCUCCGGUGACCGCGAGGGCGACGCCCGCGGGGUGCCCAGCUCCCACCUCUCCGCGUGCGCGCAGCUCUACCUCGCCGUCGUGUACAAGAUGGAGAGCGACCCCCACCUCGCGGCGCGCCACCUCCUCCAGGUGUUCGUCGACGCGCCCCACCUGGCCCGCAGAACCCUCCUCCCGGACCUCUGGGCCCACGUCUUCCUCCCCCAUCUGCUCCAUCUCGAGGUCUGGCUCGCCAAUGAGUCCGAGCUCGUCGCCGGCUGCGGCGACGCCGACGGCCGGAGCAGCAGCAGGAUGAAGACCCUGCAGAGGCUGUACGACGACCAAAUGGACAGCGGCACAGCUCAGUUCGCAAUGUACUACAAGGAGUGGCUCAAACACGGCGGCGAUGCGCCGCCCGCCAUCCCCUCCGUGCCAUUGCCUUCGACGCCCUGGAGUUUCGACAAGUGGGAGAAGCACUCGUCGUCACUGCGCACGAGCUCCAUCAACAGAAAUCUGUACAAUGCCGUUUUCGGCACGUCGUUUGAGCAGGAGGACGCGAAGCUGCCGAAUGAGGCUGAAUAUGUCCCGGAUAUGGAUGUGCAAUUGGAUGAAAAUUCAGAUAGCUUGAAGAUGGAGAAGCCUGCUCAUAGAAACAUUGGGCUACAAGAGAAGCAGUCCGGCAUUCGGAAAGAAAGCACUGUUCCGGAAACAGCACCAACUCCACGCAAAUCCUACUCGUUGCGUUUACUCUCAUGCCGCGGAGAUGUAAGCAGGAAUGUUAUUGAUCACCCUAAGGUAACAAAGAGAGGCAAUGUCUCUGUCGAGAAAGAGCUAGAUUGCUGCGAGGUAACAGUGAGUCUACAACGAGCAGUUUCCAUCGUAUCGAAUUCAGACAGUCUUACACAGUGCGAGUACGCUGUGCACGAAAUCGCCACAGCAUGUUCAAAUCUAGGUGGGGGUCCUAAUCUUGGAACUUGGAUGUCAUGUCCCUCUUUUAUUCAAGGGCUUCUCGAGGUCACAUUCACUUCCAAAGAUGAUGCAGUACUUGAGUCAGCAAUCUUGAUAAUGGGAGAGCUGGUUUUGAGAAAUGAGGUCAAUAGGCAGAUCGUUCUUAACGCAGAUCCACAGCUUGAGAUUUUCUUGAGGCUUCUGGCUCUGAGAAGCAAUGGCUUGUUUCUGAAGGCAACUGCAGUGCUUUAUUUGAUGAAGCCAAGAGCUAAGCAGAUGCUAUCUAUGGACUGGAUGCCACUAGUAUUGCACAUAUUGGAGUGUGGGGAUGAGGUGCAGCUUGUGUCUUCCCUGAAGUGUUAUCCAAAGAUGGCGGCAUUCUACUUUCUAGAUCAGCUCCUUACGGGGUUUGACAUCGACAGAAAUGUCGAGAACGCAAAGCAGAUGAUUGCUCUUGGUGGUUUGGACCUGCUGAUGAGCAGACUUGAAGUUGGUGAUGCCCGUGAAAGUAGAAUCUGCAUCUCUCUCUUGACCUCAUGCGUCCAAGCCGAUGGCAGCUGUAGAUACUACUUGUCUGAUCAUCUGAAGAAGGAGCCUCUUGUUCAACUUCUUGUAGGAAAUGAGAAAAAGGCUAGUGCUGCUGCCCUUAACUUGAUGAGUGAACUAACCUGCCUUAACAGAACAAGCCAGAUGGUAGAGUUCCUCAAGGAGCUGAAAAGUGGUGGCUGCUUAAAUACAAUGCAAAUUCUAUUGGUCUAUCUCCAGCAGGCUCCUCCUGUCCAACAUCCAUUAGCAGCUGUCAUGCUACUUCAGCUUGAUCUACUGGGAGAUCCUUUGCAGUACAGCGUUUACCGACAGGAAGCGAUUGAUGCUAUGAUGGCUGCCUUGGAGCAUAGUUCAGAGAGCGUAAAGGUGCAAGAACAGUGCGCUCGAGCUCUGUUGCUCCUGGCAGGGCGGUUUUCAUCCUCGGGAGAACCCAUAGCAGAAGCAUGGCUACUGAAGAGAGCAGGCGUAGAUGGCUCCCUGUCGGAAUCAUUUAGAAGAACAGAGAUUUUCAAAAAUAAGGGUGCACGAGCGGAAGAAGAGAAGGUGGUCGAAGAACGGCUGAAGAAACUUGCCCUCGUGCUGGUAAAAACCGGGAACAAGCGGUUCCUCGCGGCGCUGUCAAACUGUAUAUCUGAUGGAAUCCCAACUUUGGUCCGAGCGUGCCUCGUAACGGUAGCAUGGAUGAGCAGCUCCCUCUCCCCAUUGCAUGGAUGCAACACUUUCCAGCCUUUGGCGUGCUCCGUUCUCGCUGCUAAGCUUCUAGAUAGGUUGAGCUAUGACAGAGUUAUGGAAGAGAGGGUGCUCGCUUCGCUAUCGCUGUUGAACCUUGUGAGACAUCCAGAAUGCUUGGAGGGGCUUUUGCCACUGAAGAGGGACACAACGGAGUCGUUGCGUGACCUGGCAGAUGUGACGUGGACCGCCAAGGAGCUCCUCUUCGCGUGCUGCAGAUGACAGACCCUACCUGAAGAGGGAACAGCUUCUCAGUGCAUACCAGCAUGGAAGAAGUGUAGGGAUCAGUCACAACUUAGUGUAAUUUUGCCCCUUUUUUGUACACAUUUCUUUUCUUGAUUUGUAAAGCCUCAGAUUUUAUUUCCCUUGUAACACAGAGAUGUUUUCUCCUUGCUAUGAGUUUAUUAUUUAUUUCCCUCCGUAGAGACCUCGGAGCACUCCCACAAGGCCAAGGACUCUAGUUGCUGGUAACCAUUGUGAAGUGUGGUGCUAAGAGAAUAAAAGUUAGAAUUGGUGAAUA
Molecule: messenger RNA, 3230 nt
Organism: Aegilops tauschii subsp. strangulata
Lineage: Eukaryota; Viridiplantae; Streptophyta; Magnoliopsida; Poales; Poaceae
Product: putative E3 ubiquitin-protein ligase LIN-1
Source: RefSeq, a predicted model, not a curated record